This is a messenger RNA of Vicugna pacos (alpaca), 1731 nucleotides long. It is a transcript of the gene LYPD4, whose product is annotated as LY6/PLAUR domain containing 4. The record is from RefSeq and is a predicted model, not a curated record. Lineage: Eukaryota; Metazoa; Chordata; Mammalia; Artiodactyla; Camelidae. Gene Ontology annotation, cellular component: plasma membrane raft.
CCUAAGCAGGAGAGAGAAAGUCAUUACUUGAGAAGCUAACGUGGUGUUUGGGUUAGGUUGGAGGGUAACUUUGGAGAUAGGAAGACCUGUAUCCCUGAAGGUCUCAGGGAGUCUAUGUCACAAAAACUGACAAUCAACUUUCUGCUCCAGAAACAGUGACCCAGAGGCAGGUGGACAGCGAAUUCAGGGACUGACAAGAACCGAGCUUGAGACCUAGACUGAAGUUGAUUCUAGACUGAUCUCAGCAUUGAGGACCCAGGCACAGGACAUGGGACCCCAGCAUCUGAGCCCUGUGCAGCUGCUCUGUCUCCUAGGGGCCAUCUCCACUCUGCCUCGGGCUCGAGCUCUUCUGUGCUAUGAAGCAACAGCCUCACUCUUCAGAGCUGUUAGUCUCCAUAACUGGAGGUGGCUUCUGAUGAGGAGUGCGGUGUGUAGGCUGAGCGAGGGCUGUGAGGAGACAUUGGUGUUCAUCGAGACAGGGACCAGAAAGGGAGUUGUGGGUUUUAAAGGCUGCAGCCCAGCCUCAUCUUACCCCGCGCAAGUCUCCUAUCUUGUUUCACCGCCCGGAUUGUCCAUUGCCUCCUACAGCCGCAUCUGCCGGAAGUAUCUCUGCAAUAACCUCACCAACAUGGAUUCUUUUGUGAAACUUGAGGCCAAUACCCCCAAGACUUCAGCAUUUUCUUCCCAUGGCUGCCCAACUUGUGUGGGCGAGCACUCUAAGAGUUGCCUCCCAAAUUUUGUCAACACUGAGCCUUGCCCCAGGGAUGCCACCAAGUGUUACAGUUCCACCUUAAAAUUUCAGGCAGGUUCCCUCAAUACCACCUUCCUCCUCAUGGGCUGUACUCGUGAACAUACCAGAGCUUUAGCAGAUUUUCACCAUAUUGGGAGCAUCAGAGUGACUGAGGUCAUCAACGUCUUAGAAAGGGUCCAGCCUGCUGGCGCGGAGCCCUCUAGUCGGAGUCCUGCUUGGGGCAUCCUCUUAGGGCUCCUGCUUGCCUUCAGGGACUGACGAUCCAACUGGACCAGACAAGCACCCAUACCCCUUUCAUGUAGCCAAAUAAAGUUAUAAUAGAGUUGCCUUUCUGCUUUGUCCUGUGGUCCAUGAGGGUUAUGGAGGUGUGACACAUCUGAGGAGGGUGAGACAUGUCCAGGGAGGUGGGGGCAGGGGGUGGGGUGGGAGAAGGGCAAUGGGCAGUGCUUGUGGUGAAGGGGGCAGGGAGCUGGGGAUGAGGAUCACUGGCCAAGUGACAGUGUCAUGCCCAGCAUCCAAGAAGAACCCAAACAUUCCCCUUCUCCUCCUCCUGCUGGAGACCUGAGCUCUAGCCUGGGUUACGCUACUGACUUAGAGAUCCUGGCCAAAUCUCUCCCGUUUUCUGGGCCUCCAUUUCCUCCCCUUUAAGAUGAAGGCCUUGGGGAUUGGUGGGGAGGGUAUAGCUCAAGUGGUAGAAUACAAGCUUAGCAUGCAUGAGGUCCUGGGUUCUAUCCCCAGUACCUCCAUUAAAAAUGAAUAAAUAAACCUAAUCACGUCCCCCCAAAAGCAAAAUUUAAAAAACAAUAAAAAACAUUAAAAAACUCAAGAGAAAAAUAUCCGAAUGGGGUGAUAUCAGCCUAAGGGAGUUCCUUCGGAGGUGGAAAGGGGGAAACUUAAUUCUUUAGACCUGGAAUCACAUGGGGACAAGUAACAACUACAAUACAGCAGUAAUGAAACUCACAAAUACUGAGCCUGACUGU